This is a messenger RNA of Aplysia californica (California sea hare), 2710 nucleotides long. Its product is annotated as proline-rich protein 11. NCBI's taxonomy places the organism in Eukaryota, Metazoa, Mollusca, Gastropoda, Aplysiida, Aplysiidae. The record is from RefSeq and is a predicted model, not a curated record. The transcript has 9 exons. Bases 206 to 1189 code for a protein of 327 amino acids.
GAAUAUAUAUACUCUUUUAUUUAAUUCCAUCAGGGUAAGCCAGAUUUUCCUUCAUGGGGGGGGGGAAAGAGCUACUAUUUUGACACAACACACAAAUGAUUCGACUUGUGAUUUUGAAAAAUUCAUUUGUUUGAUUACGAAAAUCUGUCUAAUUUAAUUGAAUAUUCAAUUGUUUUGUGCCAAAAAGGUAGCUUUUGCUCCAUCCAUGAAGGAAAAUCUGGCUGACCUAGACAGAAUCAAAUUGGCAGUGUACAAUGAGUAUCAUCCUCCAAAAUCAAAAUUUUUCGAUUUCGGUAAAACAGCAGCAAGAGGAUUAUUGUCUGGCUUGACGACAUCUGACAGAUUGUCUGCUAGGAUUGCUGAAUUGGAGGCGGAGUUAGAAGCUGCUAAAACUAACCAGGGGAAUGCGGAGGUCAGGUCCAGUUCUUCAGGUUUGGGCUCUCUCGGGGUGUGUCGUCAACAUGUUUGUGCUGCCUGCUUGAAGCCAAGUUACGCUUGUGUGCAACUAGAGGGGAGCAGCGUGGAUCCAGAAGACUACAUCGGUCUCUUCUCAGAAUCUUCUAGUGCAAGGUUGUUGAGCAGCUCCAAGUCGGACUCUGAGGCUCAUUCUCACGGGCCAGCGGUGUCCGAGGUUUCGUCUUUUGUCAGCGAGAAGGCAAGAGGCAAAGAGUAUGCCCCUCCUGAUAUGCUCGUAUCCAGCGCGGCUGCACCAGCCCCACCUCCUCCUCCUCCUCCUCCUCCUCCUCCUCCACCCUAUUUUAUGCCUGUGAUUCGAAGAUUGAAGACAGAUGUUCAGACAAAGGAUCAGGUCAUGAAGAAAAUGAGGGCGGUCGGCGGGACUCUGUUGCCUGAGAUCACUGUUGAGGCUCUGAGGAGCGUGAAGCUCAAGAGGACAGGCGGCCCCGACCUGAGGUCAAGAAUCAACGAGGACGGAAACCUCUCUGCCAAGCCGCUUGCGCCCAGCAAUCAGCCUGUAGUCACUCUGGCAGCGCUACAGCGUGUGUCGCUGAGGAAAACAUCGCACGUCGUCAAGAGUCACGGUGACUGCGUUGAAGAUGACGUGAGUCGGAAGGAGAAGGAGAACUCUGGUGACGGUACCAUGGUCGACAUCCGCAAAGUUCUCAAACGAACAACCCUACAAAGGAGUCCUGGAGGUACUCCCAUGACAAGCAAGAGGACCAGAUGUUAGUCCAGACAGGGGUACAAGGGAACAAAUGCUUCAUUGUCAUAGAUUUCUGACCCAAGCCUAAUGGAGCAUCCCAGCCUUUAUAGACUGGACGAAACGGACAACUGGACUCCCAAACUGGCCGUACCGAUGACGCACAGAGGUAUUGCUUACCUGUCUGCUGGACGUACAAACGACACAGAGACAUCGCUUACCGGUCUACUGGCAGUAGGAGUAAUACAGAGACACCUAUCAGCUGUCUGCUGGCAGUAGGAAUGAUACAGAGACAUCGCUUACCGGUCUACGGGCAGUAGGAGUGAUACAUAGACAUCACUUACCGGUCUACUGGCAGUAGGAGUGAUACAGAGACAUCUGUCUGUCUGCCGGCAGUAGGAGUGAUACAGAGACAUUGCUUACUGGUCUACUGGCAGUAGGAGUGAUACAGAGACAUCGCUUACCGGUCUACUGGCAGUAGGAGUGAUACAUAGACAUCACUUACCGGUCUACUGGCAGUAGGAGUGAUACAGAGACAUCUAUCUGUCUGCCGGCAGUAGGAGUGAUACAGAGACAUCUAUCUGUCUGCUGGCAGUAGGAGUGAUACAGAGACAUCUGUCUGUCUGCCGACAGUAGGAGUGAUACAGAGACAUCUAUCUGUCUGCCGGCAGUAGGAGUGAUACAGAGACAUCUAUCUGUCUGCUGGCAGUAGGAGUGAUACAGAGACAUCUAUUAGCUGUCUACUGGCAGUAAGUGUGAUGCAACAGGGAUAUUUAUGAGCUGCGUACUGGCAGUAGGAGCUAUUCAAAGACAUCUAUUAGCUGUCUGCUGGCAGUAGGAGUGAUAUAGAGACAUCUAUCUGUCUGCUGGCAGAAGAAGUGAUUCUAAGACAUCUAUUAUUUAUUAGCUGUCUACUGGCAGUAAGUGUGAUGCAACAGGGAUAUUUAUGAGCUGCGUACUGGCAGUAGGAGCUAUUCAAAGACAUUUAUUAGCUGUCUGCUGGAAAUAAGAGUGAUACAGAAACAUCUAGUAGCUGUCUGCUGGCAGAAGAAGUGAUUCAAAGACAUCUAUUAUUAGCUGUCUACUGGCUUAGGAGUAAUUCAGAGACAACUAUUAGCUGUCUACUGGCUUUAGGAGUGAUUCAAAGACAUCUGUGUCCAGGCAGUAGGAGUGAUACAGAGAUAUCAUUUACAGGUCUACUGGCUGUAGAAGUGACACAGAGAGGCAUCAUUCACAGGUCUACUGAACGUACAAGCGACAGACACAGAGAAUCGCAUCCUGUCUUGGUCUAGAACUAGGUUUCAGUGUUGAUUCACUUCUUUCCAAUGGAUGUUGGUCUGGGCAUCUGUGGAUGUAAGCGUUAUUGUAGAUGAUAUUGAUACCCUUCUCUGAGCAGAAGGCUGGAGGUUGCCACUUGCGGGUCCCGCUUUUUGUCUUUCACUCCGUGUUUUGUACUGUUUAUUUAUUUUGUCUGUCCCUUGCCAUAAAUUAUGAUUAUUUAUUGUGCCAAUGUGUUUUUCUUUGCUUUAAUAAAUUUCAUGUGUAUUUGAA